Messenger RNA from Microcebus murinus (gray mouse lemur), 1101 nucleotides. NCBI's taxonomy places the organism in Eukaryota, Metazoa, Chordata, Mammalia, Primates, Cheirogaleidae. The record is from RefSeq and is a predicted model, not a curated record.
GAGGAAGCGUGAAGUAUCGUGCAAAAGCUCUGCUGCCGAGACCCUCCCCGAGAGCCUGUGCACCAGCCUCCCCAGACCCGAAGCGCAGGAGGGAUGUGUGCUAGGACGAUGCCCCAAAAACACCCGGCUGCAGUGGGUCGCCUCGUCGUGGAGUGAGUGCUCUGCAACCUGUGGCUUGGGUGUGAGGAAGAGGGAGAUGAAAUGCAGUGAGAAGGCCUUCCAGGGAAAGCUGAUAACUUUCCCAGAGCGAAGAUGUCGCAACCUUAAGAAACCCAACCUGGACUUGGAAGAAACCUGCCACCGAAGGCCUUGUCCAGCCUACAACAUGGCAGCUGGAUGGUAUUCAUCGCCAUGGCAACAGUGCACGGUUACCUGCGGGGGAGGCGUGCAGAUGCGCUCGGUCCACUGUGUGCAGCACGGCCGGCCUUCCUCCAGCUGCCUGCUCCGGCAGAAACCUCCGGUGCUGCGAGCCUGUAACACAAACUUCUGUCCAGCUCCUGAAAAGAGAGAGGAUCCCUCCUGUGUGGAUUUCUUUGCCUGGUGCCACCUGGUUCCUCAGCAUGGUGUGUGCAACCACAAGUUUUAUGGUAAACAGUGCUGCAAAUCCUGCACAAGGAAGAUCUGAGCUUGGUGUCCACACCUCAGAACCCUAGAGCCAGGGUCUUACCUUUCAGCCUCCGGAGAGACCAGCCACCUUUGAGAUCAGAUGCUGAGCAUGUGCAGUGGUUUAAGAGCCAGCUCUGAGGAACAUACAGGUUGUCACCAGGCUCCUAUUUCAAUUCCCCAAAGCACAUGGUACUCUGAAGCACUUGAAAAUAGGAAGCGAUGACAAAUCUGACAAAAAAAAAAUCUUUGAUUUGCACUGUUAUACAAAAGGAGUUGAUGAAUCAUACUGAGAUAUGUCAACUUUGGUUUUCAACUUCAAAGGGUUUGAUGGCAAAGACAUCUGGUUUACAAAAGUCCCUUAAGACAGACCUGGAGCAGUCCAAUGUGGAUGGAACACCUUGCCUAACUGUGGCCUGGAGUCAGUUCACAGUUUUCAUACACACUGUGAACACCCAAACCAGGAGAAGCCAAAUGGUGCUCACAAGUUUGCUUGCU